AGCGUCGGCGGUGUCGGCGGCAGUGUCAGUGGGCCGGCGAGGCGAAGCGGCGGAUGCAGGGCCGAGCAUGACCAUGGACGACGACGAGUUGCGAGCAUCGGCCGCGCGCAAGGGCCGCAGCGCAAGCAUCUGCGCGCCUGGCUUCUCCAGUAUGGAGGCCGUCGUGCAGGCGGCCACCCAGGCCGACUCCACGCCGCAGCGUACCCGACGUGCCAAGCCGGCCACGCGUUCCCAGAGCGCGCGUAUCACGCAGGCCAACAAGCCACGCGUCGCACGCAAAACCAGGGCAGAAUCGCCCUCGCUGACAAUGAGCUCUUCGUGUCGGAGCGAACCGCGUCUGGAGAACAUCCCUACGAUCGCGACCUACAGCACCGAGUCACCCGGCGCCCCGCGGCGCAGCCCCCGCGCGACGACUGGCACGCGUCGCGUUAACAGCGUCAAGUCUCCGUCGGGCCACCAGCAGCCAAUCCAUGCCGCCGGUAGCCACCACAGGGGCGAGUCGGUGCGCGAGGUCAGCCACAAGAGGGGCGGCUUCCUCGACGUGCCCAACCUGGACGAGCCGAGACACCCUGAUGAGGACGAGGAGUCCUACCGACUCAGGGAAUUCGCCAUCACUGGAAAGGGCAUCGUGAACCGCGGUGACUCGUUCCGUCGGCGUCGCUCGCGGAGCAACUCGCUGCUUCCGCCGAGCAUGGCCCAGGAAGCGCAGCAGGCGGCCGAGGCGGUGGAGAAGCCACCACCCACCAGCUUUCGAGUGGCAUUGCUGGGCGCCUCGGGGGUCGGCAAAACGGCCCUCAUCGAGCAGUUCAUGACUUCCGAGUGCAUCAACGCCUACGCCUACGACAGGCAAACAAACGAGCCAAUCGAGCAGUCGGUGUGCAUAUCCUUGAACGGCGAAGAGUCGGAACUCACCUUUACCGUCAUCCAGAACACAAAGACCGAAAUGGACAAAGUCAACCCUCCGCACGCGUUCCUUGUGAUGUACUCCGUGGUGGACAAAGCCAGCUUCCAGCGGGCCGAGGACGAGCUGUCCAGGCUGCAGGAGUGGGACAUGCUCAGGUCCAGACCAGCCGUGCUCGUUGGAAACAAAAUCGAUUUGGCCCGAUCCAGAACUGUCUCCACUCAAGACGGCAAGUGCUUGGCGUGCACGUAUCGGUGCAAGUUCAGCGAGAUCUCGAUUGGCAUCAACCACAACGUGGACGAGCUGCUCGUGGGCAUCCUGAGCCAGAUCCGGCUGAAGAUGGCGGCCAAUCACGAAGGGUCGCCGCCGCCCUGGUUCCACCGCAGUAGGGGUAUGACCAGGGCGACGAUGCGCGCGCGCCAAAUGUUCUCGUGGAUGUUUGGCAAAGAAGACUCAAAGUUCAAGAACUGUGAAAACUUUCAGACUUUGUAACCCGCGAGGUACCGCAUGAAGUCGAAUAUUCUUCGCAGGACUGAAUGUUGAAUUAAACAAUACAUAUUUGUAAUCACACAGUAAGAAUGAUAGUUAAAACUUAUUCUCAAACUAUGAGAAAGGAUUAAUAUUAAUAAUAGGUGGAAUGUAAAGUGCGUAUUCAGGUUAUAAUACAUAUAAAAACGUAUAUUUGCUUACGAGCUAAACCUAAAAAAGGAGUUCAUUUAACUCGGAGUAAAUGCGAAUCAAGCUCAUCCUUAGCCUCUGAAAAAUGCACGAAUUUAACUCUUUGUUUUUUUAAAUCCUUUUAGACGAAUAAAACUCUGCCAAGAUAGAAAUCUUGAAUUUCCAAUUAUUACAUCGCACAAGAAAAUGAAUGUAAAUAAACAGUUUAGGUUCUCUUCCUUGAGUAACUGCUUCCAUGAAUGCAGACUGGCUUUGGGUGAGCUUUAAAUCAGUGGCAAAGUGGCUUGAUAUGAACUCGCACGUGGUUGAUGAUGCUACUACUUCCUCCUGUUUUCCUUAAUUUCCGUUCGACCUUCCAAGUAACUGUAAGGACAAAUAUAUCAAACACUUACUUACAAUUAGAGGAAAUCCUAAUCGAGUCAUAAUUUUCUACGACUAUGAGAGCUAAAAAACAUCAGGGGUGAAUUAUUAGUAAAUAUUUUGCCACUGUUUACGAUGUUAAAUCGGUGUAGUUACUUAAAUGCUGAAUUAAAAACAGGGUAGACAAUUGGCAAAUCGCCGUCUGAAUGGACCAUACGUUUUGGUGUGAACCCCUGCGCUGAUCGAGUUGAUUUUCUACUCUCUUUGCAUUGCCUUCUACGUAAUCAAAAGGAUAUUGUAUUCAUUGUGGUGCCGACGGGUGGAUUUGAAAAGGGAAAAGGCCUUAAUAGGUAUUGGAGUGAAGAAUAUAGAAAAGAUAAUUAUCUCUUUCAUGUUAAAUCUUCCUUGAUGUGAGAUUCGUCUAAGAUAAACUUGUGUAGUGUGUAUUUUGAUAAAACGACAAUAAUGACUACUGAAAACAUGGCAUUUGGAAUAGCCAUUUAGUUUCCCGUGGUGGCUCAGCGGAGGCAUUGAAAAAGCAACCACUAAGUAGAUUCAGAGCUCACAGGUCGACCAACUGAAUUAUUAAGCGAAUUAUAGGCUGCGUUUCUGCUGCUUUGUGGUUAAGAUAGUUCACUCAACAGAGCACAUACUACACACCAAUCGAUAUUUGAUACGACCCCCUCGAGCGGCUGGAGAGUGCCCUUUGGCAUUACUGUAGCCGCAGGUGAGAAAGCAAAAGUGUAUGUAUCCCAUAUCCACGGCCUGUCCUUCCCUCGGUCUGCAAAAAUGAUAUAAAUAACAAGUCGCUCAUCCCUCUCGAUUUGUAAAUUAGUUGUCUUGAGUGUACAAACACUUCCUUCUUGAGUUGUCUAUAAGAAUUUCAAUGUACAAUAAACGGCCCAUUGCUUUUCAUAUCAAAUUUAAAAAGAUUGGACCGCACCAAACUUGCUAAAAUUGAUUUGGGAUUUAUGAAUAGAUGCGGGACAUACGAAAAAUUGACAUUAGUGAGUGGUCUGUCUAGCAAUCGCAUAAUGACCAAGGAAAGAUCUUCUGCUGUAUGUAUACCCGUAAAAUUAAAACAAAAGCGCAAAUGAUUUAACUACUAUUAAGAAAUGUAUAAUCAAAAAAUUGUUCAAAGCUGUGAAGUUAAACACAGUCAGUCAGUUAAAAACCUAUUACUGGCUCAUGAUUUAGAAUGGCAGAUCAUUUAACUGGAUCAGAUUAAUGCUACCCAAAGUUAACUUAAUUGCAUGCUUCAUGUUUUCUGUUUUGUAAAAAAUCUAUCGAUAUAAACAAAUAAAGAUGUAUUUACCUGUAAAAA
Cloeon dipterum is the source of this 3263-nucleotide messenger RNA. It is a transcript of the gene Rgk3, whose product is annotated as GTP-binding protein REM 1. The transcript is spliced from 6 exons. The coding region runs from base 68 to 1393 and encodes 441 amino acids. Gene Ontology annotation, molecular function: calcium channel regulator activity; GTP binding; GTPase activity. Gene Ontology annotation, cellular component: plasma membrane. The record is from RefSeq and is a predicted model, not a curated record. Lineage: Eukaryota; Metazoa; Arthropoda; Insecta; Ephemeroptera; Baetidae.